UUCAUCAAAUAAUAACUGGAAUCAUUUAAGGUGGAGCAAGAAACCAACUUCAGCUUCAGGGAAGUGAAAAGAAGUGGAGUGACCAGUUAACCAAGUUUUAUCGUCAUGAUCCAUUAAAGCCCUGAUCAGCAUUAGCUUCAGCUUUAUGUGUAAAUACCCUGAUUACACUCUACAAUGAAUCACUGUGGAGAAAGUGCUCCCAAAGUUCCCAGCUUGGACAAGUUGGACGGUCUAAGCUGCAUCUCUCUGAAGAGUUCGAAUUCGAUGCUGGAGCCAAUUGAAUUGAAAAAGGCACCUUCUCUCAUACAAAGCCUCUGCAAGCAGCCAGGUCUGAUCCCACAUCCAUCAUCGCUGCCUGAACCGGUGAUUCCAACAUCCAGUAGUAAUGGAUCCGAAGCCUAUCCUGGAAACAAUGGGUGUGAAGCGAAGAUACACUGGAAUCAUGCUAAGUCUGGCUCUCAUACAGAUACCGAAGUAAAGCUGCAUCAGGAGCAUAAAAAUAGGCUCAAGGCAAAAUUUCAGCACAUUUACCAUGACCUGACAGUAAAGGGUGAGUCAACGUUGUUGAAGGACAUUUACACAGAGCUCUACAUCACCGAGAGUGAUGGCGGGAAUGUCAAAAUGGAGCACGAGGUGAGGCAGAUUGAAAUGCUCUCCAGGGCCCAAAGUACAGUAGAAAUACAAAUCAGAUGCAACGACAUCUUCAAGCCCAUGCAUGGACACGGAAAACCAGUUAGGAGUGUCCUGACAAAGGGAGUUGCCGGGAUUGGAAAAACAGUGUCUGUACAGAAAUUUGUCUUGGAUUGGGCUGAAGGCAAAGCGAAUCAAGAUAUCGAUCUGAUUUAUCCAUUUGCGUUCCGUGAACUCAACCUGAUGAAGGGGGAGACGUUUAGUCUGAUCAAGCUUCUCCAGCGUGGAGACAUGGAAACAGCUCUUCAUUGCCGAAUUCUUUUUAUCCUCGAUGGACUGGAUGAAUGCCGCUUUCCCUUAGACUUUCAGAACAACCAGAGAGUGUCUGAUGCAGCAGAACGAGUGUCUCUCGAUGUUCUACUGACCAACCUCAUCAGUGGAAACCUGCUUCCUGAUGCUCUCCUCUGGAUCACUUCUCGUCCAGCAGCAGCCAGUCAGAUCCCUGCUCAGUGCAUUGACCUGGUGAGUGAAGUACGAGGAUUUAAUGACCCCCAGAAGGAGGAGUAUCUCAGGAAGAGAAUUAGCAACCAGAGACUGGCUCACAGAAUCAUCACUCACAUCAAGUCCUCAAGGAGUCUUUUCAUUAUGUGCCACAUUCCUGUCUUCUGCUGGCUUUCUUCAACUGUUCUAGAGAGAACCAUCAGUUCUGAGGAUGAUGAGAAAGUUCCCAAGACUCUGACUCAAAUGUACAUACAUUUCCUCCUAAUCCAAACCAGAACUAAAAACAAAAGGUACUCUGACAGCACUCAGGGUUCAUCUGACGAAGGCAUGAUUCUUAAACUGGGCAAGCUGGCCUUUCAGCAACUAGAAAAGGGCAACCUGAUAUUUUAUGAGGAUGAUCUCAGGACUUGUGGCAUCGAUGUCAGGGAAGCCGUGGUCUACUCAGGAGUGUGCUCACAGAUCUUUAAAGAAGAAUGUGCCUUGACUCAAAAUAGUAAAGUGUACUGCUUUGUGCAUCUAAGCAUCCAGGAGUUUCUCGCUGCCGUAUACGUGUUCCUCAUGUGUAAAUGCUACAAGUGUAAUGUUCUUGACCAGACAAGUUGCAAUACAACAGAUGCUACCCAAGCACUGAACAAUAUCCACAAGAACGCCAUUGACAGAGCCUUAAAGAGUGAAAACGGGCACUUGGAUCUUUUUCUCCGUUUCCUUUUAGGACUUUCUCUGGAGUCCAACCAGAACAUCCUGCGCUGUUUGCUUCCAAAGGUUGGACCCAGCCUUCGAAACACAGACGAGACGGUCAAAUACAUCAAGAUGAAGAUAGAGGAGAACUCAUCCAACGAGAAAUCUAUCAAUCUCUUUUACUGUCUGAAUGAGCUUAAUGAGCUCUCUAUAGUGAAGGACGUUCAACAGUACGUGAACUCAGAGAGUUCCUCCAAACUUUCCCUCACACAGUGGUCUGCCCUCGUCUUUGUAUUGCUGACGUCUGAGACGAAACUUGACGUGUUCGACCUAAAGAAGUACAUCAGAUCAGACGAAGGUCUCCUGAGGCUGAUGUUGGUGGUCAAAGCUUCAGAAACUGCUCUGCUGGAUAACUGUGGACUCACCGAGAGAUGCUGUAAAGCACUGGGCUCUGCGCUCGGCUCUGAUUCCUCUAACCUACUGGAGCUGAAUUUAAGUAGUAACUCUAUUGGAGACAAAGGGCUGAGGUUUCUUACAGAAGGACUGGGAAAUGCCACAAGUAAAUUAAAGAAACUGAGGCUUUCAUAUUGUAGAAUCACACCACAAGGCUGUUCCACUUUGGCCACACAGCUCCUUCCCAGACUUGCACACCUAAAUGUAUUGGACCUGAGUGAGAACAGCUUGAGGCAGACAGGAAUUCAACUACUGGCUACUCAUCUCAAGAAUCCAGAUUGCAAACUUGAGAUUCUCAGACUGAAGGACUGCAGAGUUACUCCAGAAGGAAGUAAAGCACUAGCUUCGGCUCUGAUCUCGAAUCCGUCGCAUCUGAAAGAGCUGGACCUUCACUGGAACAAUCCAGGAGACGACCCAGGAGUUGAGCAGCUGGCGGAUGUCCUGAAGGAUCCACGCUCUAAGCUUGAAGUCUUAUGGUUAAGUUAUGGCGUGCUCACCGAGAAAUGCUGCAAGCCUCUCGCUUCUGUGUUCAGUUGUGGCACUGCCCAUCUCAAAGCGGUGGACCUGAGCGGAAAUUCAAUACAGGACACGGGAGUGGAGAUGCUCUCUGCCGGUCUGAGAAGCCCACACUGUAAACUGGAGAUACUGAGGUUGGCAUUUUGCAGUAUCACAGAAAAAGGAGCUGAAGCUUUGGCUUCUGCUCUUUCUGCAAAUCCUCAAACACUCAAAGAACUGGACCUGAGUGAGAACCCUGUCAGAGACUGUGGACUGAGAGCGCUCUCACGUGUGAUAAGGGAUUUUAACUGCAAAUUGCAGACACUCAGGCUUAGUCAGAGUGAAGUCACGGAAGACGGCUGUGUCGCUCUUGCUUCAGCUCUGACCUCGAAUCCUGUCCAUCUGCGAGAGCUGAACCUGGGAAACAACAAGCUAACAGACGCCGGGAUCAAACAUCUUUGCCAUGUGCUAAGCGCUGAAAUGUCCCGAUUAGAGAUAAACGAGUGCUGCUUAACCGAGAGCUGCUGCGACUCUCUGGUGUCGGUUCUCCUGAAAGAAUGCUCCAGCCUAAAAGUAUUAAAUCUGGGAGGAAAUCAUCUGCUGGACUCAGGAGUGAAGACUCUUUGUGUCGGGCUAGAAAGUCCAAACUGCAAACUGGAGACGUUGAGGCUGUUUAACUGUGGAGUCUCGGAGAAAAGCUGUGAAUUUUUAGCAUCAACUCUGAGUAGAAAGCCCUCAGUCUUAAAAGAACUGGACCUUAGCGAAAAUGAGCUUAAAGACACGGAUACAAAGCUGCUGAACAUCUUACUCGAAGACCCAAGCUACAAACUGGAUCGACUCAUUUUGUACUGAACAACACAAGGGAGGCACUGACGCUGGAAUACGGUGACAAAUGGACAUAAUGGACUGUUAUACCAGACAACCUGUAGUCAUUUCAGAACUGUUCCUCAAUCACUCCUAAUUAUCUCUCUUUGAAGCCGUUAUAUUUAUUGAAUAUCCUUACGCCAUCAUCUUGCACUUUUUUAUGAGUGAUAUAUUGCAUAUACACUCAUGGUUUGUUUUGUUUCAGAAAGGAACUACUUUAAUGUCUCCUGUUUUUACAGUUAUAGUAACAGCAGUGCUGUUUGUCUGAUAGAUUUAGAUUAUAUGAUCAUAUUGCUGUUUUUUUAAGUAACUUCAGAUGACUGAAUUGUAUUGAAUAUUGAAUUGUGUUAAUAU
This is a messenger RNA of Hemibagrus wyckioides, 3975 nucleotides long. It is a transcript of the gene nlrp12l, whose product is annotated as NLR family pyrin domain containing 12-like. The coding region runs from base 175 to 3609 and encodes 1144 amino acids. Gene Ontology annotation, molecular function: protein binding. The record is from RefSeq and is a predicted model, not a curated record. Lineage: Eukaryota; Metazoa; Chordata; Actinopteri; Siluriformes; Bagridae. The transcript has 15 exons.